This is a messenger RNA of Parasteatoda tepidariorum (common house spider), 895 nucleotides long. RefSeq names its product V-type proton ATPase 16 kDa proteolipid subunit c. Gene Ontology annotation, cellular component: proton-transporting V-type ATPase, V0 domain. Lineage: Eukaryota; Metazoa; Arthropoda; Arachnida; Araneae; Theridiidae. Gene Ontology annotation, biological process: proton transmembrane transport. Gene Ontology annotation, molecular function: proton-transporting ATPase activity, rotational mechanism. The record is from RefSeq and is a predicted model, not a curated record.
AUUGGGUUUUGCGAAUCGUUCCUUUCUAUCUGAAUCAUUCAUUCUGUGAACUCACUAGUCAGAUGAAAUUGUGAAUUUCGUCGAACUAUUCUCAUCAAUAUCAUUUAAAAUUUCAUUAUUAAUUCAAUUUAAAAAUUUAUUUGCGUACUCUAGGAUUCUCUUUUACUAUUUAUUAAAUAUCUCAAGAUAAUUAGUUCUCGUGAAAAUCAUUAGAUUGGCCUACGCCCCCAUCUGAUAUAACCAUCAUAUGACUUUAGUGCUUUCUUGAACAGCGUUUCAUUUGCAAUCUAGUUAAUUCAUUUCGCUCAUCGUAUUAUAUAUUAUAUUUAAAUUAAUUCAUUAAUCUAAUUAAAAUUAAAAAUGGCAGACGACGCACCAAUUUACGGACCUUUCUUUGGAGUUAUGGGCAGUGCAGCAGCUAUGAUAUUUAGUGCCCUAGGAGCUGCAUAUGGAACUGCAAAGUCAGGAACAGGUAUUGCAGCCAUGUCUAUCAUGAGGCCAGAGUUGAUCAUGAAAUCUAUAAUUCCUGUAGUAAUGGCGGGUAUCAUUGCCAUUUAUGGUUUGGUAGUUGCUGUACUUAUUGCGAAUAAUAUAAAGUCUCCUAAAGAAGGAUACAAGUUAUAUAAUGGAUUUCUUCAUUUUGGAGCUGGGCUCUCUGUAGGCCUCAGUGGUUUGGCUGCAGGUUUCGCCAUUGGAAUCGUUGGGGAUGCUGGUGUGCGAGGAACUGCACAACAGCCAAGGCUGUUUGUUGGAAUGAUCCUUAUCCUUAUUUUUGCUGAAGUACUUGGGUUGUAUGGGCUCAUUGUAGCUCUUAUACUUACGACUAAGCUGUAAUCUGGGAAUGUAUGCAUGGGCAGAGUCUUAGCCAAAACAAUGGUUAUUUAUAUUGACUGCA